AACACUAAAAGGUCUGUGACCGUGAGGGGAGGUGGUUUCAAUUCCUGUUAAGUGCUGUAAAGGAACAGAAUAUAAACCACUGGUGUGAAGACACAGGCCUCUCCAGACCUCACGCAACCUUUGGAUUUGGCAUUUUCCAGAGAACCGUCACACAUAGCUUUGGACAGCUGACACACUCACAAAGAUGAAAGUAUCGGUUAGUGUCGUUCUGCUCCUGCUUUGCUGUGUCAGUCGUAUAAAAGCGGUCACCAUUCAGUCAUGUCCGGAGGCCACCGGGAGUUUGCUCCUGACAGAGGUUGAGAAAACCGUCACUCUAACUUGUACCACUGAUGGAAGUAUUGACCCAUCCAACCAAGAACUGCAGUGGUUCCGCAAUGGUGCCAGGGUGAAUCUGGCAGAAGAAAACAGCAUGUACCGGAGUAGUCUUUGUGUACAGCCUGUCACUAAACAGGACAACGGAGUCGUCUUUACCUGUCAGCUGAAGGGUGACGCAAGUGUGAACAGCUCAAUCGAGUUUGACGUCCAGUAUCCUCCAGACCUUAAUGACACUAAAGAAGUGUUUGUUGAGGAAACAAGUGAUGUUGUUCUGUCCUGUGAUGUACAAGCCAACCCUACUGUAACACUUGUUUGGAAAAAGGAUGGUGUAGUUCUGGAUCUGACCACAGGUAGUUACAAAACGACCAAUAAUGGCAUUGCCGCUGAGUUGUCAAUCCCAAAAGCUAAUCGUGAUGUACAUCAAGGAACAUACAUCUGUGAGGUAACCUCACCCGUCUAUGGAAUUAUAAACAGGACUUUUACAGUUAUCGUUGAAGAUAAAGUGCUAAAGUUCCCUCUAGGACCCACGAUUGCUGGAUUGGUGGUGGUUUUAUGCACAAUUGUAUUAGCACUCAUCUCUAGGAGGGAUAAAAUAAUUAAGUGCUGCAAACGAAAUUGAACAUCUCCACAUGGAAUUUCAUCUCAAGCAAUCAAACCACAGCUAUUUGAGACAUUGAGCAUUGAGGAGAUCAGACUGGAAUUCAAGUAGUCAUUACUGUACUGGCAAAUGGGACACCAGGAUCGGACUAAAUUAAAAAUAUCUUCUUUGUUUCCUGCCUAGCCUGUUUGUUUCUUUUGUAUUAUUAAAUUAUAAAGUGAAAAGAUGUCUGUCAAACAACUCUUUAUACUUGUGAUUUUUUUUACUAUCCCCAUAUUCUAAUGUUGUUGAGCAAGUGCACUAAAAAGCAUUAGGUCUCUGAGCCAGCAAAGUCACUACCACUCCUAGAACAUUGAUGGUUGUGUUUGCAGGAGAUACAGUAAAAUAAAGUCAUUAAAGUGAAUUGCAAGAUAUUUUACAUUCUCAAGGACACAAUAUUUCUUGUGUAAAUUGGCCCUGUUAAAUGUUCCUAAAGUCAUUAACCUUUAACCAAGCCAGAACAUAUACGAUUAUUGUAAGUAUAUUACCCUAAUAAGAUUUGGAUACUUUCAUUGUUUUUCUUUGUAUGUUGUCAUAUUAUAUUCUGAGACAAAUAAAAAUGUAAUUAUAUUUCA
Molecule: messenger RNA, 1527 nt
Organism: Ctenopharyngodon idella (grass carp)
Lineage: Eukaryota; Metazoa; Chordata; Actinopteri; Cypriniformes; Xenocyprididae
Gene: tmigd1
Product: transmembrane and immunoglobulin domain containing 1
Exons: 6
Coding region: 185-934 (249 amino acids)
Biological process (GO): cell-cell adhesion
Cellular component (GO): cell-cell junction
Molecular function (GO): cell adhesion molecule binding
Source: RefSeq, a predicted model, not a curated record